Hemisphaericaspora subhashii is the source of this 870-nucleotide messenger RNA. It is a transcript of the gene VAM3, whose product is annotated as SNAP receptor. Bases 1 to 870 code for a protein of 289 amino acids. Gene Ontology annotation, biological process: intracellular protein transport; vesicle fusion; Golgi to vacuole transport. The record is from RefSeq and is a predicted model, not a curated record. Gene Ontology annotation, cellular component: endomembrane system; membrane; SNARE complex. Lineage: Eukaryota; Fungi; Ascomycota; Pichiomycetes; Serinales; Debaryomycetaceae. Gene Ontology annotation, molecular function: SNAP receptor activity; SNARE binding. The transcript has a single exon.
AUGUCAUUCGCCAACUUCGACUACGAAGCCCAAACCCCUCUUCCUUCACGAGCUUCUGCCCAAUCCAGUUCCAGUUCCAGUAGUCAUGACUUGGAUAAAAUAAUCUGCAAAACCUCAACCCAACUCCAAUUAUUCUCCCAAUUGAUAACACAACUCGACACCCAACGAAAACAACUCGGGACUAGACGAGAUUGUCAACAAUUGCGUGAGAAUAUCGAUGUUGGGGUUGAAAAAGUGAUGGAAUUGUCAGGUGGGGUGCUGAGAUUGAUGAAUGAUUUGAAUGUUGUUAUAAAUAAAAAUAGUGGGAGUGGAGCAGGGAUUGGGAUAAGUAAUCGACAGAUUGUUAUUAAGGAACGAUUAAUGGGGGAAUAUAAUGAAUUGGAUCGGAAAUUUAGGAAAACUGUCCGGAUAUAUAAUGAUAAGCGAAGAGUGACUCCACUUAGACAAUCACAAUUACAGGAGACGAAAAUAAAUGAACUGACUCCGUUAUUGCUGGAUAAGAAUGAGAAUGGAAGAGGAAGGCAACAACAAGAGCAAAUACAAGAACAAGAAGAAAAUAUCAAUAAGACGGAAUUACAAUAUCAUAUCUUAUUAACCCAAGAACGAAAUCGAGAAAUUGAACAAGUUACAGAAGGGAUUCUAGAGGUGAAUUCGAUUUUCAAAGAUUUGAAUCAAUUAGUUCAAGAACAAGGUGCACAAUUGAAUACUAUUGAAGAUAAUGUAUUGCAAUUACAUGGAAAUACUCAACAAGCCGAUCGGGAAUUACAGAAGGCACAUGAAUAUCAGAAAUCAAGGGGGAAAUGGGGGUGUAUUUUGCUUGUGGCUCUUUGUAUUAUUGUGUUGAUUAUCGUAUUGGCUGUGGUGAGUUAG